Molecule: messenger RNA, 1440 nt
Organism: Pleurotus ostreatus (oyster mushroom)
Lineage: Eukaryota; Fungi; Basidiomycota; Agaricomycetes; Agaricales; Pleurotaceae
Exons: 5
Coding region: 1-1440 (479 amino acids)
Source: RefSeq, a predicted model, not a curated record
AUGGCCUCCGUCAAGAAUCGAACUGUUCUCUACCUCACAUCGCUAUACCUCCUAUCGGGUAUGGUUGUACUUGGAAAGCCCCUUCAGCAGCGACAAAGUUCCAGCUGCACGCCCGGAUUCUCUUCCGACGAUCCGUUCGAUUGGAACAACUCAGAACCUGUAGGGUUUUCCAGUGGCAUAAAGGACGGUUCCGGCUUGAUAAAGGCGCGAGAGCGUGGCCUUUUCAAGUUCCAUAAAGUCGCUUCGUCGUCGCCGACUUCGUUUUCUAUCACCGCGUUUGAAGAUCCCAAGCUCUUCGUCGGUCUUCGGGCAAAUUCCUCGCUUUACCUGACCAAAGACCAGACAAACACGCGCUUCAUCAUAGAUUGUGGUGAUUGUGGAAGCUUUGUUGAGGACAACUGUUUCAUGAGACUUGCGGAUAAGCCCGACCAAUGCGUGCAAAUAGGAAAGGGACCUCAACGAGGGAGUACCGGCGAAGCGUUGACUGUAGUGACUCCAUGUAAACGAGAAGACAGCCAAAGGUUCAACUUCUUCAAACGCGUUACACCCACCAGCACCACUGCUAGCUCUCCGUCUUCAACCAAAUCUCCUUGGGAGCACGACAAUGGACACUCGGCACCGAGUCAAAUCAAGCCUUCCUCAGUCCCAAAGCCAACUCCUAGUAUCUGCAACCCCACAUUCGACUUCGAAGGCGUGAGGGUAGCAAAUAGUGCUGUCAACUGGGGAGCUGCCGCUUUCGUCGAUAAUACCGACCUCAUCGCCGAAAGGGACUUCAAUAAGCGAUUGGAGAUUCGCUUCGAACAAACUGGUCACCCUAACCCCUACUAUAUAGCAAAAUCUCUGAAUGGCACUAACCUCGCUAUCGCGUCUCGUGCGACCAACGACAAUCUAUACUUCCUCCCCAUCGAUGAAGAGAACGAUCGCAAGAAGUUCCUCAUCGAAUGCGCUUCUGGGUGCACGGGCGGGAGUCAGGUCGCUCCUGGUGGCUUUGUCGCCGACGGCUGCGUGGUCAAGUCACAAUUCAACGGGAGAUGCGUUCAAGUUGGAUCUGGGCCAACAGCAGGGACACAAGGCGACCGAAUCUUCCUGAAUAACUGCGAUGGCUCUGACAGUCAGCGAUUCAACUUCAUUACUUCCCCAUUCAAAACUACUGGCCGCAAGGUCGCAACAGCAGACUCGGAUCUCGCUCCCACUGAUGCGAAAGUCCAUCUUGCUGGUAGCGGAGAAGGUGGAGACCUCGACCUCGACUUGAAAGAGUUGAUAAGGAAUAGUUAUAUCGCCCUUGGUCUACUCGCUGGUGUUCUACUGGCAUUGAUUGUCCUGGGGGCGCUGGCGCUGGCGCGAGGGUGUGGGAAGGGUCGGGACUCAAAACCGCGCUAUGCAGCAGUUUCUAGGAAAGGUGAUACGGACAUUUUCGUUGCACCACGGUACAGCGACUGA